AUGUCUCGGCCUCGACAGAAGCUUCGUAAUGGCACCUGGAUCAUCCCCGGCACCGGCCAGCGCUCGCGCCGCCAGUUUACGCUCCGGCACCCCGACCUCGACGGCUCUAACGACGACGAAGACGCCCAACCCAGGCCCCUGAGCGAAGGCGAGUCCUUCUCCGACAAGUUUAGCAACGUCUCCCACAAUGUCAGGCUCGCCGCACGGAAUACCUGGCUGUGGGCCCAGUCGCCCAAGGGACGAGGCACCAUCAAGUGCUCGAUCGCGUACCUCAUAGCCAGCAUGGGCACUUUCUGGCAUCCCGCUGCCUCCUGGCUCGGCCAUCUCGACGGCAAACACAUCGUAGCCACUAUUUCUGUCUACUUCCACCCCGCUAGGACGGCCGGUUCCCAGAUGGAGGCUGUAGCCAUUGCUGUCGUGGCUGUUUGCUACUCUAUGCUGAUUGGCAUCUUGUCCAUGGCUACCUCGGUCUUGGUCGGCUCGGUCUGGGACCAGACCGCACUUUCCUACGUCAUAAUUCUUCUCGUCUUUAUUGGCGGCGGUCUUGGUUUUGUCGGAUGGGUCAAACAGAAGCUCAACAGCCCUUUGGUUAGUGUGGGUGCUAGCAUCGCUUCUAUCGGCAUCAUCACAAUCGUUACCAAGGAGAACUCGGUCCAUUCCGGCGUCUUCGCGAACCAGAAAAUCAUACAAUCGCUCAGAAUUCUCUUCAUGGCCACCACCAUCUCGACUUUGGUCAACUUGCUGCUCUUCCCGGUAUCAGCCAGAUACGGGCUGCGUGCCACCAUGCGCAAAGCUUCCACCUCUCUCCACGACAUGCUCACAAUGAUAUCCCAUGGCUUCAUAUAUGGCUCAGAGGAGGAGUUCAACACAAAGGCAUUCAGCGACGCUCUUGCCGCGUACAACAGCAAUCUUACACUCAUGAACAAGAACGCGAGAGAGGCCAAAUAUGAGUACUAUCUGCUCGGCCAAGAACAGAUCUACAAGCACGACAGAGCUGUAGUCAAGGCGAUGGAAUCACUCGCGCAAUCGAUUGGCGGACUGAGAAGUGCAGCUGACACACAAUUUGAGCUGCUCAAAGAGGUCGCACAAGGCUCGACGGUUAACAGCUUAGCUGUCGGCGGAGCCAUGACUCCGAGAGGAACGAGCUUCUCUCUGUCAUCUUCGCCUCAAUCUGUGGCUUACUUUGGCAGCCCGAAGUUUGGAAAUCUCUCGGCUAUUAGCGAAGCCACAGAGGAGCGGAGUGAUCGCGGAAGCGGGCUGUCGACUCCCGGCCAGACGUUCUCACCAGCCAACAUCUCCACUCCGGGUGUACAGACGUUCCGUACGCCGGCAGAUAUCUUCGAGUUGUUCAUUGCGAGAUUGGGCCCGUCCAUGAAGUCCUUGUCAUACACAAUGGCAGAGAUCCUCAAAGAACCCCCAUUCGGCGAGCCUGGCCACCCUAUAGCUGCACAAGACCAAUUCAAAGACAGUCUCGCGGACGCUAUAAGUCUUUUCAACGAGGCCAGGGCCAACGCUUUGGAGGAGCUGUACAGAACUGUCGAGUUCGGUAGACAGCGACCUGAGAAUGUGCAGGCUGACUUCGAGGAGGUCGCCGCCGCGUGUGGGCACUUUUCGUUCACUCUCGUGAGCUUCGGUGACGAAAUGCUGAGAUAUCUGGACGCUGUCGACGAUCUCAAGUUUGUUUCAAGCCAACCGAGGAGAACGUGGAAGUGGCUGAUGUUUUGGAAGAACAUCGACUUCGCAUACAAAGCAAAAACCACGCCCAACGACCCCGAAGCGGCCAAUCUCGUCGAGACGGUGAAAAAGCUGCGACAGUCCAAGCUUCCUUCUGGAAUACCAGCCUCGAUGACUAAACGCAGAGAUAAUUUUGCAUGGCAAGCCGAGUCGAAGGAGGAGAGCUUUUACGACAAAGUGGUCAGGGUGUGCUCCCAGCGGACGCUCAAAAUCUUUCGGUUCUUGAGCCGGGAUGACAUUCGCUUCGGUGUCAAAGUUGGCCUUGGUGCUACGAUCUAUGCCAUGUUUGCCUUCAUCCCGGACACUCGUCCUAUCUAUGCGCACUGGCGCGGCGAAUGGGGCUUACUUUCAUUCAUGAUUGUCUGCUCCAUGACUGUGGGUGCAUCGAACGCCACCGGAUUUGCCCGUUUCAUCGGUACACUCAUCGGGGCCAUCUUCGUCAUCAUAAACUGGUGGAUCUCCGACGGCGAGGCUGUCCUGCUGGCCUUCCUGGGCUGGCUGGUAUCCCUUGGAGCCUUCUAUAUCAUGGUCGACCGUGGCAACGGGCCUUUCGGCCGUUUUAUACUCCUGAGUUAUAACGUCUCAUCCUUAUAUGCAUACUCGCUCUCACAAAAAGUGGACGAUGACGAUGACGACGAAGGUGGCGUCAAUCCAAUUAUUACGGAAAUUGCGUACCACAGAGUCGUUGCCGUCUCAAUAGGAAUUCUUUGGGGCCUCAUUGUCUGUCGCGUGUUUUGGCCAAUGCCCGCGCGACGAAAGUUCAAAGAAGGACUGGCGGUGCUAUACCUCCAGAUGGGCCUGAUCUGGAAACGUGGACCGCUCUCGGUCCUUUUACACGAGGAGAACCACCCAAAGAGCUACAUGAAGACUGGCGAGCAAGCCGCGAUGCAGCGCUAUGCUACACAGCUCCAAACACUGCGUGUUGCUGCUAAGUCGGAGUAUGGACUACGAGGGCCGUUUCCCUUUGAGACCUACGGCCGAAUCAUGUCUUCGACACAACGGCUACUUGAUGCAUUCCACGCCAUGAGCCUUGUGUCAGAGAAGCACGGCAAAUUGAGGCCAGGUGAAAGGGCACUCCUGUAUGGAACAUCUGCAGAGCGCAUCGAGCUUUGCGCACGUAUUUGCCACGUCUUUCAAGUGCUUGCGAGCAGUAUCAUGCUUGAGUACCCACUGACAGAUGCGAUCCCUAGCGUGGUGAGUAUGAGGGAUAAGCUACUUGGCAAGAUCUUCCGCUUUCGCAAGGAGCACAAUGCGACACUGCUCAAUGCAAACCUGGGAGGUGUCGUCAAUGCAGACGAUGUCGCAGCCGAGGGCGCGUCAGCUCCGAGUGACGAUGCCAUGGCCGAUGUUCAAGCUGAGGCAGUCCCGGAGAGGGUCAAGGAGUCAACCAUGCUUGGAGCUGUGGGCAGCGUCCCCGAUGUUGGUGACGUGAAUUUGGAAGAGUCGGACUAUGCGCUCCUAUAUGCAUAUGCAUUGGUUACGAGCCAUGUCGCAAAGGAGCUGCGGGUUGUGGAGAAGGAGAUUGAGAAUCUCUUCGGCCGUCUCGAUGAUCAGACCGUCCUCUUGCAAUAG
Messenger RNA from Microdochium trichocladiopsis, 3306 nucleotides. RefSeq names its product Fusaric acid resistance protein-like-domain-containing protein. The coding region runs from base 1 to 3306 and encodes 1101 amino acids. The transcript is spliced from 2 exons. The record is from RefSeq and is a predicted model, not a curated record. NCBI's taxonomy places the organism in Eukaryota, Fungi, Ascomycota, Sordariomycetes, Xylariales, Microdochiaceae.